AUGACGAAAACACCAGGAAUGAGAAUUGCAUGGCACCAUGCAAAGCCCUUUUACGUAACGUUGUUGUUAGUUGUGUUGUUUUGUUAUACAUUUGAGGUUUCUUAUGGACAAGACUACGACGAAGACCCCAAGACGGUUGCCCCUCCACCCGAGCAAGAAGACUGUAAUGGGAUCUUUCUCACAUACACCUUCAUCAGUCGCGAGAAAGAGUAUCCGCGCGUGAAGAAUGUGACGGCGCAGGCGUGGUCGUUUAAGUCCCAGGCGAUAAUAUUCAAUGCCGGGGUCGAUGAGCUCAAGGCAUGGAAGAUGUUCGUUGGGUUUCAACACAAUGAGAUUUUGGUGACGGCUACCGGAGCCAUCCUUAUGGACUCGACUGAUUUCCCAGCGCCGGUCGGGAACGGGACUUACUUGGUGGGGUACCCAAAUGCGGACUUGAAGACGGCAAUUGAAACCGCCGGGGAUGAGACUCAGAUUCAGGUGGUCGUGGAUUUAACCGGAACACAGUUCGGGGUGAAGCCGCCGGGGGUUCCAAUGCCAAAGACAAUUAGGCUUGAAAAUGAUGGGUAUAAGUGUCCUGCACCACAUCGUCGUGGGGCUAGUGUGAUGUAUGUAUGCUGUAAAAGAGAUCCAAAAUACAAGGCUAAAGCUACUAAAAAGACCAAAUUCUUGCCUCGUCAGUCUGGUGAUCUCUCUUUCUCAUAUGAUGUGCUCCAAGCCUUUCCAGGCAACUAUCUUGCCCAAGUGACCAUCGAAAACAGCCACCCAUUAGGCCGUCUUGAUCACUGGAAUUUAACCUGGGAGUGGAUGAGGGGAGAGUUCAUUUACAGCAUGAGAGGAGCCUUCACUCACAAAAAGGAUGGUGCCACUUGUGUCUAUGGCCCUCCUGCCAAAUACUAUGCAGACCUUGAUUUCUCUCAAGUCAUGAACUGUGAAAAGAAGCCAACCAUUUCUGACCUCCCUCCUUAUUUAAAAAAUGAUAGCAAAGUUGGAAAGUUACCUUUUUGCUGCAGAAAUGGAACCAUCUUGCCCGAAGUAAUGGAUAAGAGCAAAUCAAUGUCUAUUUUUCAAUUGCAAGUCUAUAAGCUACCUCCUGACAUGAAUAGAACUGCUCUGAAUCCGCCACAGAAAUGGGCUAUCAGUGGUGUUGUUAAUCCGCAAUACAAGUGUGGCCCUCCAAUCAGAGUUGAUCCAUCAGAGUUUCCUGACCCAAGUGGGCUUGCGGCUACCACUAGUGCUGUUGCAAGUUGGCAAGUUGUAUGCAACAUUACACGUCCCAAGGUUAAGCAAGCUAGAUGCUGUGUUUCUUAUUCAGCAUACUACAAUUCUAGUGUCAUUCCUUGCAACACUUGUGCUUGUGGUUGUUCUGAAUCAGACACUUGCAAUCAGAAUGCUGCAGCAAUGCUUCUUCCACCGGAAGCCCUUCUUGUGCCUUUUGUAAACAGAACGGAGAAAGCAAAAGCCUGGGCUAAAAUCAAACACAAACACAUACCAAAACCAAUGCCUUGUCCAGACAAUUGUGGGGUUAGCAUCAAUUGGCAUCUUGACACUGAUUACAGGAGUGGAUGGACAGCUCGGAUUACACUCUUUAACUGGGGGGAGUCACCUUUCGAGGAUUGGUACACUGCAAUUCAAAUGAAAAAGGCGUUUCUGGGUUUUGAAAAAGCUUACUCCUUCAAUGGUACCAGCUUACCAGACCUAAAUGAUACCAUCUUCUUACAAGGGUUAAAGGGUUUGAAUUUCUUGAUGGGAGAGACAAAUGGGACUAAAUUGUAUGACCCAAGAGUGCCUGGCAAGCAGCAAACAGUUAUUUCAUUCUCAAAGAAACUCACACCUGGAAUCAAUGUACAACUUGGUGAUGGAUUCCCAACAAGACUUCUUUUCAAUGGUGAAGAGUGUGCGCUUCCUACAGAAAUUCCCCGGCCAGGAAAUUCUGGGCACCAAUCUCAUGUUAAUUUCCUGGCAAUCAUAUUCAUCACAGCUGUGACUUUUAUGCUUAUGACGGAUCACUUCCAUAUAUGAUGAUUUGGGGAUUUUUGCAUGAACUCUUUCCACCUAGUAGGGAGUUUGCUUUGGUGAGAAUUUACAUUUCUUGGAUUUAGUUAAACAUGUUCAGCACCUCCAUGCAACUAAGUACAAUGCUUUCUCUCAUAUCAUAAUUGUUCUGUCUCAGCAUCAGAGGAUGUGUUUACACUUGGGUGGAUGGAAAAUGAGGAAAUGGCACAACUAGGAUUUCAAGGCCUGUUUUAUUAUCAGUUGGUUCCAAUGGCAGAUGCGGAGGAUGUAACAAGUUGAAACAGAAAUUAUGAUAAUCUGUAUGAAAUUAUAACAAGUAGUUUUUAU
Quercus robur (English oak) is the source of this 2340-nucleotide messenger RNA. RefSeq names its product COBRA-like protein 10. NCBI's taxonomy places the organism in Eukaryota, Viridiplantae, Streptophyta, Magnoliopsida, Fagales, Fagaceae. The coding region runs from base 1 to 2019 and encodes 672 amino acids. Gene Ontology annotation, biological process: cellulose microfibril organization. Gene Ontology annotation, cellular component: membrane. The record is from RefSeq and is a predicted model, not a curated record. The transcript has 2 exons.